Python bivittatus (Burmese python) is the source of this 3293-nucleotide messenger RNA. RefSeq names its product peptidylprolyl isomerase like 2 (gene PPIL2). Gene Ontology annotation, cellular component: catalytic step 2 spliceosome. The record is from RefSeq and is a predicted model, not a curated record. Gene Ontology annotation, molecular function: peptidyl-prolyl cis-trans isomerase activity; ubiquitin protein ligase activity. Gene Ontology annotation, biological process: protein peptidyl-prolyl isomerization; protein folding; protein polyubiquitination. NCBI's taxonomy places the organism in Eukaryota, Metazoa, Chordata, Lepidosauria, Squamata, Pythonidae.
CCCUUUCUCCGGAAGGCGAGUAUUUCAGGCAGCCGUUCACGCUCGCCGGGUGGUUUCGGUCCGGAGCGGCGGGAGGAAAACCGGCCGCCGCCAUGGGGAAAAGGCAGCACCAGAAGGACAAAAUGUACAUAACAUGUACAGAAUAUACACAUUUUUAUGGAGGGAAGAAAGCUGAAAUUCCACAGUCGAACUUCAGGCGUCUGCCUUUCGAUCACUGUAGCUUAUCUUUGCAGCCAUUCGAAUACCCAGUUUGUACGCCAGAUGGGACCAUCUUUGACUUGCUGAAUAUUGUUCCAUGGAUAAAGAAGUAUGGAACGAAUCCGAUCACGGGAGAGAAGCUGGAGGCCAAAUCUCUCAUCAAGUUGAACUUUGCUAAAAACAAUGAUGGUAAAUACCACUGCCCGGUGCUUUUCACGGUGUUCACCAAUAACUCCCACAUCGUGGCCAUCAAGACCACAGGGAAUGUGUUUGGUUUUGAGGCGGUUGAGCAGCUGAAUAUAAAAACAAAGUCCUUCAAAGAUCUGUUGAACGAUGAACCCUUUUCUAGGCAAGAUAUUAUUACACUGCAGGAUCCCACCCAUUUGGACAAAUUUAACGUCUCCAGCUUUUUCCACGUGAAGAACAAUUUGAAAGUGACUGACCCGGAUGAGGAGAAGGCCAAAUCCGACCCUUCUUAUUACCUGAAAAAUGCCAACAUCGAGACCCAGGAGACCCUCUUGGAGCUUUACAAAGAAUUCAAAGGGGACGAUGUUCUGGCCGCCACAAUGAAGGAGCCGGAGAAGAAGAAGGUGGAUAAGUUGAAUGCGGCUCACUAUUCCACAGGCAGAGUCAGCGCCUCUUUCACAUCCACGGCCAUGGCCCCGGAGACAACGCACGAAGCAGCUGCCAUUGAUGAUGAUGUGGUGCGCUACCAGUUCGUGAAGAAGAAGGGCUAUGUCCGGUUGCACACCAACAGAGGGGAUCUCAACCUGGAGCUGCACUGCGACAUGACCCCUAAAACCUGUGAAAACUUCAUUAAACUGUGCAAGAAAAAAUACUACGACGGGACCAUAUUUCACCGAUCAAUUCGUAAUUUUGUGAUUCAAGGAGGAGAUCCAACUGGGACUGGAACAGGAGGAGAGUCGUACUGGGGAAAGCCGUUCAAAGACGAGUUCAAGCCCAACUUGUCCCACACGGGACGAGGCGUCCUCAGCAUGGCCAAUACGGGGCCCAACAAUAAUAAGUCUCAGUUCUUCAUUACUUUCCGUUCCUGUGCAUACCUGGAUAAGAAACACACCAUAUUUGGAAGGGUGGUCGGCGGGUUUGAGACGCUCACCGCGAUGGAGAACGUGGAGAGUGAUCCCAAAACGGAUCGUCCCAAGGAGGAAAUAAAAAUUGAGUCAACCACUGUUUUUGUUGAUCCGUACGAAGAAGCAGAUUCUCAGGUUGCUAAAGAAAGAGAGAAGGCCCAGCAAGAAGAGGAGGCAAAGAAGGGGGAGAUCAAAGAAGUCCCAAAGAAGGAACAUCACACACCAAAAACUUACCGCACGGGGGUUGGGAAGUACAUUAAUAUAGCAGCAAUGAAGCGAGUGGCUGAAGACGGGCCAUCCACCAGUGUAGCUGUCAAGAAAGAGAAGAAAAGUGGAGGCUUUGGAGACUUCAGCUCUUGGUAGCCCAUGGGGGAGGGCCAGCUCCAAAUAAUUCACUGUCUGGAAUGGAGAAGACCAGCUUUGUGCCUCUGCUGCUGUCGCAAAAAAUUAGACCAUUCACAAUAUUCUUUCAGUGAAGCAUGAUCCAAACAGAAGGAGAGGGGUUCCAUUUCACAGUUGAAUGGCUGAUGGACAAAUUUGGAAGGAGAAGGCAGCAUUCAGUUUUGAUGGUAAACCACGGUCCUUCCCAAAUUGUGCCUUCUGGUCCACCAUUUUGAACAGCUGCCCAGGUGCUCGUAAAAAAGCAGUUGCCCUCUGCAACCUGGUGAGUUUCCUCCUAGAAAUACAAUUCCAAGCCAGCAUCUUUGCUUUGGAAGAGAUGAUGGAUACAGAUCUCCAUCGCUAUGUGGCGAGAUGUCUCCUUCAACAAACUAUCUGAUGCUGCAGCUUCUCUCUCGUGUUCCUUAGCUACUGAAGAGCUGUUGCUCCCCCUCCUCUUUGAUGUGCAGCAGAAAGAUAUUCCAGCCCACUGAGGACACCUCUAGGAAAUCUCCCUGUGGCUUUAGGCAUCUAGCUCAUUGGCCUAAUCCAGGUAGCCCGCAUUAUCUUCUCCCUUUGGGGAAUUAAGCCACCUUCUUUUGGAGCUCAGAGGGAUUUCUAGACCCUAGAAGGAAACUAAUCUAAAAACCGUGUAAGUGAUACAUUUCUUGUUAAUGGUGAGAAAUGCAGGUGGGUGGGAGUUGAGCAAAGAAUAGUAAGGGGGAAGUAAGUGCCUAUUUGCAGAAAGGCAAAAUAGCAACACAGAAGGGUUGAAGCACCUUCCACCAACGGUUGCUUCUGUCAGCAAAAGGGCCAUAUUUUUAGCCCUUUUUCUUCGGGUGACCUUUAAUGGCAAUGCUUUGGGUGCAGUGCUUAGUUCCUUAUCUCUGCAAAGGGGAGACAGUGUCUAUUUAGGACAGGUUUCCUGAGCUGCAGUACAGGCGCGUGCAAGGGGUCCAGCCUGGUUUGGUCCACUCCUGAAAUUGUCAGCACGGGCCAUCCAGCUUGGGCAUUCUAGGAACUCACACAUCUGGAGGUCACCAGACCUCUUGAGUUGGCCACUCAACCCGACAAGGUCAGGAAUAGGGGCACUGGGUCUUGAAGCCCAGCAUGAAUGUCCUUGCGCCUCUCACAGCCCUGUUUUUAGGUAAUGCAGUAGCAUUCAAGCUAAAACACAUAAGGUGGUGUUUGUUUUUUUUUAACUCCUCCCCACCCACCACUUUUCCUUCUGCGAUGAUCCCAUUGACAAAUGUUCUCUAGCAGGAGGAAGAUGUCAUCAAAGAUGACAAUUAAUUCCAUUCACUCUCCAAACGAAAACGAGAAUUGCAACUUGUCAUACAGAGCCGACCUAAAAUAGAAGCCGCCUUUGUGUACAGUCAACGUGCGAGGGUCUGUGCUAUCUGACUAGAGGUUGUACCUACCACAUCACUGCAUUUUUCUUGGAUUGUUCAGCGAUUUGCUGAGAUUCUUAAAAACUGUAUAUCUAGCGUGUGUAAAUUUGAAAAGUUAUCUUUGAAAAUUAACUGCGGCAAUGUUCUUUUGUACACAGGUUCCUGGGUCACAAAAAUUGUAAGCAGGAUAAAUCAUGCGGAGUAUUUUUCAUUAAAGCUUUCCAUUUUCAUUUGC